UAUUGGUACGCAUGAUUGGCGUUCGCUUUGGAAAGGUAGAUUACCGAAGAGAUAACCUCUCUUCGAGUUAGGGUUUGUUUCUUUAUUUAUUCGUCUUCCAUUCGAUUCAUUGGAUAACCGUUCUAUCAAGAUUUUUGGUGUGAGCAUAUCGAUAUGGAGAUACAGACAUGUGGCAAACCGAUUAAUUCAUUGUUAGAAAAGGUGCUGUGUAUGAAUAUACUGUCUUCUGAUUAUUUCAAAGAGCUUUACCGGUUAAAGACAUACCAUGAAGUCAUUGAUGAAAUUUACAAUCAAGUUGAUCAUGUUGAGCCGUGGAUGACCGGGAACUGUCGUGGUCCUUCGACUGCAUUUUGCCUUCUUUACAAGUUUUUUACCAUGAAGCUUACUGUCAAACAAAUGCAUGGGCUCUUGAAGCAUCCCGAUUCUCCUUACAUUAGAGCCAUUGGAUUUCUCUACUUGAGAUAUGCCGCAGAUCCGAAGACUUUAUGGACUUGGUUUGAACCUUACAUCAAAGAUGAAGAGGAAUUCCCCCCUGGAUCCAAUGGACGAAUGACUACAAUGGGUGUAUACGUGCGUGAUUUGCUUCUUGGACAGUACUACUUUGACACCCUUUUCCCCCGAAUCCCUGUACCUGUGUUGCGGCAAGUUGUAUCCAAUCUUGAGAAGAUGAAGCUGCCUACUAAAGUUUCUGGUGCAACUGGGGAUUCUAACCGUCAUGGAUCUGAUGACACUGCUCGCCGGCCGCCAUCAGUGAAAGCUGCACUUUCUGUCUCUUUCGGUCAGCGUGCCCCCCAUCGUGCUUCAACCAGGGACUCAUCUCCUGUGCGUCGCACCCUCCCACCACCACCUUAUGACAGAUCUGGCAGUGAUGAUUUAAAAAGAUCUCCCAGCCACCGUCGCAGCCAGAGCCGUGAAUAUUCUGAUAGGGAAUAUUCUGAGGACAGGGAUUGGGAUCGAGAUAGGGAAAGAGAAAGGGAAAGGGAGAGGGAUCGUGAUCGGGAUAGGGAGAGGGAUCGGGAUCGUGAUCGGGAUAGGAAUAGAGAUCGGGAUCGGGAUAGGGAUAGGAACAGGGAUCGGGAUAGGGAUAAGGAUAGGAACAGGGAUUGGGAUUGGGAUAGAGAAAGAGCCAAGGACAAGGAGAGGGAUAGGGAGCGAAGGCAUGAUUACGAUCGAAGGUCAAGGUACUCAGAUAAAAGGGACUAUGAAGAGUUACGUGAUGAAAACAGGCAUUAUAGAGUAGCUAGCUCUCAUAGGAGCAGAAGCCGAACUCGCAGCAGGAGUCGAAGCAGGAGCAGAAGUAGAAGUUUGCAAGCCGGAAAUAGUCAUUUUGAUCGUCAUUCAAGUCCACUGAAAGAGGGUAGCAAGGAGAAGACAUCUGCAUCCAGCAAUUUGGCGAAGCUUAAGGAUCUGUACGGUGAUUUAAGUGAUCAAAAAGGGGAUGGCUUUGAAAGGGUACCUAGGAGGGACAACAGUGGCGAAGAGGUGAUAAGGCUAGGUGGUUCUACUUGGAAAUAGUGCAUCUAGGUAUUCAUGCUGCACCUGCAAAUCAGACUGAGGAAACAAAAAACUUUAUUAUGAACUUUUACUGUCUGUAGUAAAGCUAGCUGGAUUGAAGGAUGCACUUGUCGGCAUUAUUUGGCAGCUGACAUGUAUACUAAUCUUUUCAUUAUCUUUUUCGGUUUCUCUAUUUAAAGCAUGAUAACAUUUUAAGUUAUAAAAAAAA
This is a messenger RNA of Theobroma umbraticum, 1723 nucleotides long. It is a transcript of the gene ATSRL1, whose product is annotated as PRP38 family protein. Lineage: Eukaryota; Viridiplantae; Streptophyta; Magnoliopsida; Malvales; Malvaceae. The record is from RefSeq and is a predicted model, not a curated record.